Molecule: messenger RNA, 3234 nt
Organism: Cuculus canorus (common cuckoo)
Lineage: Eukaryota; Metazoa; Chordata; Aves; Cuculiformes; Cuculidae
Gene: SH2D5
Product: SH2 domain containing 5
Exons: 9
Coding region: 1884-3110 (408 amino acids)
Cellular component (GO): postsynaptic density
Source: RefSeq, a predicted model, not a curated record
UGGCCUUGGCCUGAUGGAGGUGACUGAGGGCUCAGGGUUUGCAGAGAAGCUUUGCAGUGAGGUCGGAGUCUCCCUCUUUAAUUUUUCCCAGCGACUGCAGGUAGUGGAGGGCAAACCCCCUCCUCCCCGGGAAUUCAGAAACGGGGGUGAGAAGGGUCUGAGUAUCGGGGCACACGGGGUGGUGAACGAGCGGCCACGUGUGUGCGUCAGGGCUGGGAAUCGCUUCUCUGCCGGCCACGCUGGAGGAGAGGAGGAAGGAAAAAACCAACGGCAACGGCGUUUUCCAAAGCCUGAGCGUUUCUGCUUGCCGUCGCUUCCAAGGAACAGAGAGAAGCGGGGAGGUAAAUUACAGUGAUUCAUCGCGGGGAGGAAAUGAGGGUUCGCUGCCUGCCCUGGGCCUGACUGGUGCUGAGGGCCUGACGCCCACGGGCCGAGCAUCCCUGCGAGCAUCUCCAGCUGCCGGAGGAGCCACCGGAGAGGAAAACAAACCGCCGAGGCCAAGAGAAGGAGCCCAGGGAUUUUCCACCUGCGUUUCUGCGGAGCAUCCGAGCGAUCUGCCCGUGAGCGAGGGUUGGGGAUGGGGGUUCUGCAGAGAUGCUCGGUGUCUGGGGGAUGCACCGCUUCGCCCCCCGUUUUGGGGUCAUCAUCCCUCCCUCGGGGACCUGUGGGGUGGCCGGGGGUCCACUAAGGAAUGGAGCGUGGGGAAAAAGGGGGCGGGGCUUGGGAGCUGCUGCCUGCGGAUUGGCUGGGGUAGAGGGGAGACCCCCCCCCAAAUUGUGCUGGGAAGAAGGGACACUGUGAGCUUGUAGAGGGGAUGAAGGCACCACAAGGUCCCCCUCACCCCAUUAGGAUGCGCUUGGGGCAACCCGCCUCCCCCCCAUUCCCAUGGUUUUGCGGCUGGGUGGCUGCAGUGUGGCAUCGGUGACACGAGUUGUGCCGGUCUCAGCCCACCAAGGGGUGCAAAAACCCCCCUCGGGUGUCUGGAGAGGGGCUGGAUGCACUCUUCGAUGGGUGCUCAGGCUGAAAAAGCACCCCCAAACCUGCUGCUCCCAUCCCUGAGGACCAUCCCCAAAUGGAUUUGCCGUGGGGGUUUUGGUGCUGCAGGGCUGACAGGGAAGUGGGACAAAGCACUGGGAGGGGGGGCAGCAUGGUGAACCCUGAAAAUCUGGCUGGAGUUCGGGGUGUGGGACUGUGUGCGCAUCCCUUUGCAUCUGGAUUGCACGCUCUGGGUGUGGGGACCGCUUGCAUCUCGCUGGGGGGCAGGAUGUGGGGCGCGCAUUUCCUACGGGGCUGGGAUGUGGGAAUCAUGUGCAUUGUAUUUAGGGUUGGAAUUUGGGGACCCUCGUACCACACUUGGGGUCAGGGCGUGGGGACUGCCUGCAUCCUCUUGGGGCAGCGACGUGGGACCCUCGCGUGGGGCUCAGGAAUAUUGGAUUUGGGUCAGGACACGCGGAUGCUCACACUGGGGUCACUGUCAGGCUCCGGGGACCCUUGUGGAGCAUUUUGGGGUCACAGGGGGACUCCUGGGCUCGAGAUGGGAUGUGGGAACCCUUGCACGAUGCUUGGAGUGGGAACAUGGGGACCUUUGCGCCGGGUUUGGGUCAGAACUUGGGGACCCUUUUGUCGGGGCUGAUGUGGAGGGACCUCGGUGUUCGGUCCAGGAUGUGGGAACACCAGUGUUGGGAUGAGGACUUGGGGACCACAGCACCUCCCCAGGGAGGGAAACGGGGAGCAGUGGGGGCAGGGUCUGUCUCUCCAGUGCCUCCUCACAGGGACCGUGACCAGAUCCUGCUCCCACCGCUGCUCUGGGUGGCUCUGGAUCAUUUGGAUGCAGCACCAGAGCUGCUUAACCCCAUCCUGAUCCACCCCGAACCCCCAUUGCCAUGAAGAAGAAGCCAGCCAACGGGCAGGGGCCGGAUCCUGUGCCCCCCCAGCAGCGAGCCCGCGGCAUCGCCAAACCGGCUGAGUACGUGGGCUCCUUCGUGGUGGAGGACUUGGACCUGCAGCAGCAAGCAGGGUGGCUGGAGGAGCAGCUGCGGGCGUUGAAGGACUGCCCAAGGAGGAGGUCGGUGAUGCUGAGGUUCAGUUUGCAGGGGCUGAAGGUCUAUGGCGCUGACGGGGAGACGCUGCUGAUGGCGCACGCUCUCCGCCGGAUCCUGUACAGCGUGUGGCGACACGCUGACCACCAGUUCGCCUUCGUGGCUCGCAAUCCCUGCAGCCCCGCCAGCACCCUCUUCUGCCACCUCUUCGUGGGGCCCCCGGGCGAGGUCCAGAUCCUCCACCUCCUGCUCUGCCGCUCCUUCCAGCUCUGCUACCUCCUGGCACACCCCGAGGAGCAGGCGGGAGAGGGGGAGCCCCCGGGCACGGGGGUGCUGCGAGAGCCCCUCAACCCCGAGGAGGUAUCGCGCAAUGUCAACGCCCUCGUCUCCUUCCGACGCUUGCCCGCGCUCGCCGGCCUCGGCUCCCUGGGCGCAGGGGAGCGGCGGCUGGAGGCAGAGGGCAGAGCCAGUGCCUGGCGCCCCGGGAACCCCUACUGCUCCCCCGUCCUGGUGCGCAAAAAGGCCAUCCGCAGCAAAGUGCUGCGCUCGGGUGCUUACCGGGACUGCGGGGGUGAGAGCCAGCUCCACCAGCCGCCCCGAGACGCUGCAGCGACGGGAUGGGAGAGCAAAGGGUCGAGGAGCUUGGCCUUCCUGCCCGAGAACGAGAAUGUCCUCGCCGAGAGUGUGUGGGCUUUUGCCGGCAUUGCCAGGGAUGGCGGCAUCGCGCUGCUGCAGCGGGACGUCCCCGGCGCCUUCCUCCUGCGCCCCGAGCCUGGCGUGGCCAAGCGCUGGUGCCUGUGGGUGCGGACGCCCUGCGGUGUCAUCCCCUACUGUCUCUUCAGGACCCACCAGGGCAGGUUCUGUGUGGAGCACUCCAACGCCGAGUUCGCCAGCGUGGCUGCCCUCCUGGCUCACUACUCCGGGGCGCCGGGGGGCUGCUUCUGCCGCUUGGCCCCCGGCCGCUGCAACCCUGGCUACGAGGAGCGGGACCCCGGCUGCGAGGCCAGUGCUUGGGGGGAGGCAGCCUGGGCCCCCGCUGCGCCUGUCGGGGUGCAGCACGAGCAUGGUUAGGCCCGGCCACCCCUCGCUUGGGCACCGCUACCCCCCAAAAUCCCCACUUAGCUUUAACUCGCUGCCAGCUGCCUUAUUUCUUCCCUCCCGCGGGCUGCGCACACUCGACGGGCUGUACAGCGCA